This is a messenger RNA of Symbiodinium sp. CCMP2456, 475 nucleotides long. Lineage: Eukaryota; Dinophyceae; Suessiales; Symbiodiniaceae. The record is from the annotation of a GenBank genome assembly.
AUGAAAAAACUACCUUUGGCGGGUCUGAGGCCGUCGUCAGAGUCUACCGCGCGCUCUUCUUCCGUGCCUGAGGUCGCGAGCCGAAGAUCCAGGCCCGAGUCUGCAGCAAGACAGCAGAUGGACAGCCGGCAGCGCAAGACGCGAGAAGCCUUGCAGCAGCUGACCCAGGCUGCAUCGGUGCCCAUCUCCAAGUCGACGCCGGAGCUCGGCAGAGGCGAUGGCAAAGGCCCCAGGGCACCACCGACUGUGAGUCAGCCCCAGGCCAAGAAGCCUCCGCAGCCGCCUUCGCAGCCGCCAGCGCCCAGAAAGGCCAGCAGAGCGGCUAUCCCCAGGCUCCGCAGCGAUCGAUCGCAGGAUCCUCCACCACAGCGAAGGGCGGAGCCUGCGCGGCUCGAGCCUUUACCUGCAAGGCGCCAGAGACAGGGCUACGCCGGGCCAAGCCUCCGAGACGAAUUGCGCGUGCGCGACGAGUUAG